Armigeres subalbatus is the source of this 3185-nucleotide messenger RNA. Its product is annotated as solute carrier family 52, riboflavin transporter, member 3-B-like. Gene Ontology annotation, molecular function: riboflavin transmembrane transporter activity. The record is from RefSeq and is a predicted model, not a curated record. Bases 1051 to 2694 code for a protein of 547 amino acids. The transcript has 5 exons. Gene Ontology annotation, biological process: riboflavin transport. NCBI's taxonomy places the organism in Eukaryota, Metazoa, Arthropoda, Insecta, Diptera, Culicidae. Gene Ontology annotation, cellular component: plasma membrane.
ACGUUCGGUUAGUUGAAGCUAACUAAAUAUCACUUCACCGCCCGAUACAUGGCUGUGUGCAGUGUGAAAUCGUCCCAACAAGGUCAAUUUGCUCGGAUCAAUUCAGUUGGCUCCAAUUGAAACGGAAAAGUUGUUGGAAGAAAUAGCGCCAUGAUUCCACAGAUCGGAGACAUGAUGGUCCUAUUACGUGAACCCGACGAACCAGUGUAUCAAUAUUGAUGAUUCGGAAAUAUACUCCAGACCGUGUAGAUGCGUCUGUUCAUCAACAUCACAAAGGAUUUCCAAAGUGUGUGACUGGUUCGACAAGAAAUAUGCGCUACCGGUGGUUGUGACUGCUGCUGACUGUAAAAUGAAACGCUGAUGUAGAGGAAAAACUUCGCUAAGUGACGACACCCGGCUGCAAUUUAGUGAAUAAUGGAACGCAUCGCGCAUAUCCAUGCUACCUCCAACUAUAACUGUGGCAGCAGCAAGUGAGAAUAGUUAGUAUUGGUGUUCGCUGCUGGCGGUCUGGUUUAGUGCUUCCAAGCUCGUGUUGCAAGAAAGUUUAACAGGUUUGCCAUCUGUAGUGCCGGGUGAUAAGUCCUAAAGUAUCUCGAUAAAGGUGCGCGCAUGAAGAACUACAUCAUUUUUUGGGGUGCGAUAAGGAAUCUCCAACCUUGAGCUGAUGACGAAGGGAUUAACGAUUAUCAAAUAACGCUGAUACAACAGCACGAUCACCAGUAAUUAGAUGUUAUCCUUGAACUUUUCUCAUCGUGAUAUCUAACAUAUUUAAUCUGAGACAUACUAAACUGGGACGGAGAGAACCCUCUACAAGUUCAUGUGAUAAGCAUAUAUUGUCACCAUAGAAAGAAACGAGCAUCUUGCUUCUUAUCUGCUCGUUAAUAGGCAUUCAAUUACGAUUGCCGGUAUCAGACCGUCUACGAAAAUCCCAUCGACUCAGCAACUACGUACGAUUGUUUUAUAUAAAACAACACGCUGCCGGUUGCACAGGGAGGUAGAUGUACAUUGUACAUAUUUGCUCAGCGAAAAUCUCAAACAGCGUAGAGAAGCAUGCGAACUGGUACCGCUGAUAGGACUUCGGCGGUUGUAACUGGAGCACGCGAUCACGACCACCAUUAUGGCGGGACGGACCUUGACGGGCGUUUCGCCAACGGUGGCGUCGCCGCCGUUCUCGAUGAGGAGUCCGGCCUUUCAGUUGAUUCGCGACGUUCCAAAAGUGCGAACAUCAUCGAUUCCUCGUCUAGUGCCAACUGUAGUCGCAGUCCGCUGAAUAACGCGCCAGCCGCAGCCGAUGGUGAUUGUCUGAUUGUGAGUCCGUCGUCGUCCGUGCUGACUGAAAGUUGCUGCCUGCUGCGCAAACCGCAGACAAUGAAGAGUAAACUAACGGGCGUGCGGGAAACGCUCCAGGGCCGCAGUCUGCUGGUGGACUUGCUGGCGAUACUCUUCGGUGUCGGAGCGUGGAUCGGAGUGAACUCGAGCUACGUGCAGCUUCCGCUGCUGGUGGCUAACGCUCCGGAAGGAUGGAAUCUGCCGUCGUAUAUGGUGGUCAUCACCCAGCUCGGAAAUGUGGGCCCGCUCAUCUACACCGGGCUGCAGAAGGUCCGGGCUUUCAAGGAUUCGUACAUGAUCUACGCGGUGUUGGUGAUCGGUACGGUGGGUGCCAUUUGUAUGGCAUUCCUGUACGAAGUGACGGCGUACGUGUUCGGUGCCGAUCGAUCUGUGGCGAUAUUUGUGUGUGUUUUUGCACUGGCACUGGUCGGUUGCACAAGUUCGGUGCUGUUCAUGCCUUACAUGGGACGAUUCCGGACAAUCUAUUUAAUCACCUAUUUGAUUGGGGAGGGGCUCAGUGGGUUUCUACCGAGUAUUGUUGCACUGAUCCAGGGCGUUGGAGGUAACGCUGAGUGCAUACCGAAUAAUUCAACGGAUGAAGAUGCGCCCUCGUUUAUUAGUUACACGCCACCUCCACGGUUUGGAUCGAUGGAGUACUUCAUCUUUGUGUUUGUGGUGCUGAUCAUCAGUACGGUUGCUUUCACGAUACUCGAUAGUCAUCCGCGUUGCCGAAAGGAGUACGCAGCUGUGGUGAUCAAUCACGGCAACGAUUACACCUACGAAACCGGUCAAUCGUCAGCAGAUUCGGUUUCGACGACCGAACAAACAUCUGAAAAGCUCGAGAAGAGCAAAAUCCUCUCGAAUCGUAACUAUACCUAUCUCAUGGUUCUGCUGGGCAUCUUGUGCAUGUUCGGGAACGGAAUCUUCCCUAGUAUACAAUCGUACUCAUGUCUACCGUACGGAAAUGUGGCGUACCAUCUGACGGUCACAUUGAGCACGAUGGCCAAUCCGGUGGCGUGCUUCCUGGCAGUUUUUCUGCCUCACACUUCAAUACGGGCAAUUACGUCGAUAUCGUUGGCGUCGGUCGUGUUUGCGGCUUACGCACUGACGACGGCGUUCAUGAGUCCUUCGCCGCCACUGAUGGGUCAAGCGAUCGGGGACGUGUUAGUGAUUGCCACGUGGACCAUCCUGAUCGGACUGGUGAGCUACGUACGGCUCUCGAUCACCACCGUGUUCCGGUACCAGGGCGGCAAAGCGCUGGUCUGGGUGGGGGCCGUCACCCAGAUUGGGUCGCUGCUCGGAUCGGUCCUCUCGUUCUCACUGGUCAACUUUACCGAGCUCUUCCAGCAGUACUAUCCGUGUUGAUCGACAGUUGCGUCAAUUGACUUUGUUAGUGGAGUUAUGCGAUUGGCAGUUUGAAAGUUUUUGAGUAAACUUUGUCUGCAUGCGUACCGCAGUGUGUAGAGAAAUGUGCUGCGGCCGUACUCUCGAUGGCGUUGAGAACAAAAUUGUUAAUUGUAAGCAAUUGACUGCGUUAUUAGUUUGUUAGUUCUGAUUAGUUCAUAGUCGGUGUGAACAUUUCAUAUCCCCAGCGAAAGCGAUUUUAUUGUCUGAAAUAGUUUAUAACAUAUUUAUGAACAACUUUACACGGUAUUUGUCCAUUUGUAGUCUAAGUUGGACCAAGAGAGUUCACACAUUGUUAAUAGAUAACGGGUUAUUAUCUUAUUACAAUAUGAUUAAAGGCAUUUAGAAUUUUUUACUAUUUUGACUGGAAAUUGCAAUGUUCUUUAAUUAGGUAUUCAUGAUGACAAGCAUAAAAUGAUAAAUUAAGUGUGAGCUCUGUCCAGAUUAUACUA